Messenger RNA from Lycium barbarum (goji berry), 2573 nucleotides. RefSeq lists its product as uncharacterized. The record is from RefSeq and is a predicted model, not a curated record. Bases 1892 to 2551 code for a protein of 219 amino acids. The transcript has 2 exons. Gene Ontology annotation, molecular function: zinc ion binding. NCBI's taxonomy places the organism in Eukaryota, Viridiplantae, Streptophyta, Magnoliopsida, Solanales, Solanaceae.
UCAUGACCAAUUUUUUGUUAAACAAAAUAUCUUCAGGCACCUCGAACACCACUAAUGGGGGACUCAAUAACAAUAGGGGUUGAUUGCCAUGGUGAAUGGAUCGAGAAAAACAAUCGAUAUAUUUGGCGAUAGAAGGGUGGUGACAUGUUAGAGACGAUAGCGAUGAUUGUCCAAAGAGAUGUUGUGUUUGAUGAUUUUGUGAACCUAAUCAUCACCUAUUGCGGAACUGGAAAAUCUUGCCAACACUUACAUGCACAGAUCUUUUGAAAAUCAGAGGGUCUUGCUAUUUAAGAUAACUGAUCAGGUUCGUUUGCGUGCUUAUUUGAACAAUGUAGCUAGGCCCAUGUUAAGGGUAUAUGUUGUUGGAUGCCCGGUAGAGAACCAAAAUUUAUCUCAAGACCAACAAGAUGUGUUAAAUAAUCAAUUGGAUGGGGGUAGAUGUGGAUAUACUAGAUAAUGGAAGUAGGGCUGACCAGAUUCCUAUACCCGAAGUUGCGAGCAAUACAGUGGGCACUACACAAUCAACACAGUCUAGCCAAGUUCAAGAUAAUGAAACAGUUUUUUUUAUAAAGGAAUGUCAUUCAAGAACAAGGAAGAACUAUCAACUUCGUUGAAACUUGCUUGCUUGAAGAAAGAUUUUAAAAUCAAGAAGGUGAUUAAUUCGCGUUCUGUUUAUUGCUUCAGAUGUGUACGUCCGGAGUGCAAGUGGUGGCUGAGGGCUGUGAAGCUUUUAAGUUCUGAUAGAUUUUUUAUCAGAACCUACAUAAAGCAUCACACAUGUGGUUCUGAGCACAUUACGAGUCAUAAUCCACAUGCUACAGCGAAAGUCAUUGGUGAAUACUUCAAAGAUAGGUUUCCUUACGAUAAAGGCCCAUCAACAAAAGAUAUGAGUCAAUCAAUCCGUACAGAAUUGGGUUGUAAGGUAACUUAUUGGAAGGUCUGGAAGGGCAUGGAGAUUGCAAAGGCUUUGACAAGGGGGACACAUGAUCACGGGCAUGCGGUGCUUAAUGCGUACCGUUAUAUGCUUCGUUCUGCAAAUCCAGGAAGUAAAAUGGCAUUGAAGGUUGAUGAAAGUUAGAAGUUCAAGUACUUUUUUGUAGCCUAUUAGGCUCUGAUGCUUGGUUUUGCGCAAAUGAAAAAAGUCAUAGCUGUCGAUGGCACAUUCUUGAGGAGAAAAUAUGAAGGAGUGUUGUUGUCAGCAGUCGCACAAGACGCGGAGAAUCAUAUUUUUUCGGUGGUAUUUUGUGUAAUGGACAAGGAGUGUGAUUAUUUGUACAAAUAUUUGUUUGAACAAAUGAGAAGCUAUAUAGAGGAUACCCCUGAGUUGUGCAUAAUUUUUUAUAGACAUCUAAGUAUCAAAAAGGCAGUUUCAAUUGUCUUCCCUACAUGUCAUUAUGGUUUUUGCAUGAGGCACCUUAGGGAAAAUCUGAUAACCACCUUUCACAGUGGGGCGGUCGUAUCUCAAUUGUAUAAAGCAGCAAAAGCAUACAAUAUUGAUGUCUUCAAUGUCCAUUUCAAUCAAAUUAGAGAUUUAGUUCCUAGGGCAGCCGAACAUCUUGAACAUGCUGGAUUCCAUAGAUGGAGUAGGGCAUUCUGCCACGGAAAUAGGUAUUUGCACAUUUCUGUUUCCAACAAGUAACACAUCUGCUGUAACUAAUAGGUUACUUGUUGCAACAGAUAUUAUACUUGUUGUGAUUUUCCAACAGCUGAGCCACCUGUUCCAACACUAAUAUGUUUGUUUUCUCAGGUAUAAUUUUAUGAUGAUAAACACUACUGAGUUGGUGAACUCAAUGUUCAAUAUUGUGUAGUUCCUGGGGCCGCCAAACAUCUUGAACAUGCUGGAUCCCAUAGAUGGAGCAGGGCAUUCUGCCCCGAAAAUAGGUAUAAUUUUAUGAUGACAAACGCUGCAGAGAUGGUGAACUCAAUGUUCAAUAUUGAAAGAGAAUUUCCCAUUACUGCUCUAUUAGAUUCCAUAAACAGGAGGUUUGCUGAGAAAUUUCAUGAGAGGCGUAUGGAGUUCAUUGACUCACCAACCAUCUUUGUUCCCUCAAUGGAAAAAAAAGUAUCAAAAUUUGUCAACUUGGGGAAUAAGUUAUUGGCCCAUCAAAUUGCCAACUAUAAGUUCAGUGUCAUCGGUCACGGUUCGAUUGCAACAGUCGAUUUGCAAAGAAGAUCUUGUACUUGUAGAGUUUUUGACCUAGACAAACUACCUUGUCCACAUGCUAUGGCAGCACUUCGAGUCCAAUAUUGUGAAGACUUUGGAAGGCGGAUUUAUGACUACUCACCUGCAUAUUAUAGGGUGGAGAAUUACAUAAUUGUAUACUGUGAGGAAAUGAAUCCCGUUCCUUCUGAAGAAUGUUGGGAAGUUCCUAGGGAGAUUUUAGAGAGAGAAAUACCUCCUCCAUAUGUUGAUCCGAGCAAACCGGGAAGAAGACGGACAAAGAGAAGGCGUGGAAUCAGGGAAUCAUUAGCAACGAGGAAAAACAAAUGCUCCAUAUGCAAAACAGAUGGCCAUAAAAAAACUAUAUGCCCAAAUGGAAUUGGUCCAUAGUUGUUAAUCUUGCAAUGUCUUG